CGAAAGGAACCGAGUGGAAAACACCUCCCGGUCGGAGGAGGAGGAGAGUCUGCUGCCGCUGGAUGAUCCAACAGAACCAACCGGAACCGAGCCGGUCUCAGAGCAAGCUGAGGGAUGCCGCUGGUGAAGAGGAUCAUCGAGCCCAGGUACCUGUGCCGCGGAGCUCUGCCUGAUGGGGUCGCCAGCGAACUGGAGUGCGUCACCAACAGCACACUGGCUGCUGUCAUCAAGCAGCUGGGAGGACUUAGUCGCCAUGCAGAGGAUAUCUUUGGUGAGCUCUUUAUGGAGGCCAAUAGCUUCUACCUGAGGAUGAACAGCCUCCAGGAGAGAGUGGACCAGCUGGCCAUGAAGGUGACUCAGCUGGACUCCACCGUGGAGGAAGUAUCCCUGCAGGACAUCAACAUGCGGAAAGCUUUCAGAAGCAGUACCAUCCAGGACCAGCAGGUGGUGUCCCGGAGCUCUAUCCUCAACCCGGUGUUGGAGAUGUACCACCGGUGUGAUAAACCACCCCCCCUCAACAUCCUCACACCUUACAGGGAUGAUAAAAAGGAUGCUCUGAAAUUCUACACCGACUCGUCUUACUUCUUCAGCCUGUGGAAGGAGAAGAUGCUGCAGGCAACAGAGAACAAACGCAAGGAGAAGAGAAGACACAAGCAUACAUUUUCUGGUGUCUUCUGGUCUGUAGGGAUCCAGUUGAGGAAGGUUCAGGAGCAGCGUGAGCAGGAAGAGGCCAAGAAAAGAGAACCUUCAGGAAACGAUGUGGCUACGAUAUUGUCACGCCGCAUCGCUGUGGAGUACAGCGAAUCAGAGGAGGAGUCUGAACCGGAGGACCAGGAGUGGUCCGACUAAGGUGGCGCUAACCCACCGAAUAAUCCUAGCACUAGACUACUACAGGAACUGAAACAGUUACCUCUACUGACAUAAACCACACCUGAAAUAGUUUCAUUCUUCUUUUAUUUCAUUAGUUGGUUAACCUUGUUGUUAAUUGAGCUGGUUAGUUGUUAUGCUCUACCCAAAGCAGGCCCAAUGCAGUUCAACAACCUCUAAACUGAAUUGCUGCCCUCAUGUCAGAGGUGUAAUAAACAUAACUGCCUGCAGAGGCCUCACACCUGUUCAGGUAUUUCGUGUUUGGGGGUCAUUAAGUGGGGACUUGAUUUUAUUUGUGGCCCAGGAGGUGCUGUUCCUUUCAGACUGGAAUAAAAUAGUUAAAGUGUAACUCACCAUGAUUUAUAUGCAUAACCCCGCCCCCAGACAAAUAAAAAAAAAAAAAAAAGCCACACAAGUGGUAAGUGCCAAAACCCGCUGGGGGGCAGGGCUUA
Cyprinodon variegatus (sheepshead minnow) is the source of this 1319-nucleotide messenger RNA. Its product is annotated as wiskott-Aldrich syndrome protein family member 3-like. Gene Ontology annotation, biological process: actin cytoskeleton organization; positive regulation of Arp2/3 complex-mediated actin nucleation. Gene Ontology annotation, cellular component: cytoskeleton. The record is from RefSeq and is a predicted model, not a curated record. The coding region runs from base 115 to 849 and encodes 244 amino acids. Lineage: Eukaryota; Metazoa; Chordata; Actinopteri; Cyprinodontiformes; Cyprinodontidae. Gene Ontology annotation, molecular function: protein kinase A regulatory subunit binding; Arp2/3 complex binding. The transcript has 6 exons.